UCCCCCCCGGGCUCGUUAAUUUUUCAUCGCCCCGUUGUCCGCGUGUCUCCGUUGUUUGCGUUCCGUGUUGGGCAACACUGUACGACGCGUCGCUCGCCAUCAACAGGUCACGCGGCGGCUUGUACCGCCAACUGACACGGCCACGCUGAUAUCACGAGAUAACAAAUAAAUAGGUAUUAAUAAUAUUAUAUUACAUUAUUAUUAUUUCGUGUUCGUCGACUCGUCGAGAAAAGCCGCGUAAGCGCCCUCGUAGACGUCCGUACCCUACUACGGUAUCUACGAUUUUGAGUUUGAACCGUCUGCGAAAACGCGAUUUGUAAUUGAUCGACCGAGCUUUGAGAGACGUAUCAUAUCGAUAUAGUCGUUUUACACGCGUCCCGUUACACGCCGGCAACAUGAACGUAGACGCCGAAGCCAUUUUUUACAUCACCAAAGGCAUCAUGACCUUAGAGGAAAUCAAGAAGUUAAACGACGACCGCGAGAACUUGGACCUUUCGUUGUUGAUCGGCUUGACGACCAAUGAUCAGCUGUUCGACCAUAUCCUAAUCGAAAUGGACAUAUUUUGUAAAUGCCGUAAGAGAAUUGAGGAAAAAGACAAGUACACUAAACGUUCAAUAUUUUUACUCUUGAUGUUGUUUGAUCGCAUAAACGAUAUGUUUGUCUAUAUGGUUUCCUUGUUUACCAUUAAGGCUGAGUAUAUCCAGAAGUAUGCACAAUUUUGCUCAGAUCAUCUUCCACAAAUAGUUGCUGUUUCUCAUACAACUCUUGAAUAAUCAAAGUUCAGAAUAAACAUUUUUGUUAUCUAAUGCACUAAUUAAUUAUGCAUCUU
Melanaphis sacchari is the source of this 829-nucleotide messenger RNA. RefSeq lists its product as uncharacterized. The record is from RefSeq and is a predicted model, not a curated record. The transcript has 4 exons. Lineage: Eukaryota; Metazoa; Arthropoda; Insecta; Hemiptera; Aphididae. The coding region runs from base 396 to 773 and encodes 125 amino acids.